GUGGAUAAAGAAAAACAACAUGACAUACCUAACUCAUUCCUUGCUCUUCUUCUUCUCCUGCUUGUUAAUGCUUCUAUGUGUGUCCAUUGCAGGAAGCAGACAUGCUCACGAUCCAGUUUAUUUAAACCCAUCUGCCUUCUCUCCGGAAGCUUACGAUUUCUUUCACCCAAAAUCAUCACUUCCUGACAAUAAUCCGCCAAGAGACUCGCCUUCUUCGCCAUCACCUUCACCAUCACCUUCAAAGACCUCUAAUGUAGAAGCAGAUACACAAGGAAGUAAAUUUUCAUCAGAAGAGCACAAGAGUCUCAGAGAAGAAGGAAGAGGAGAAACCCUUGGAAUAGUGUUAGGCGUUUCUUUCGCAGCUUUUAUCUUGAUGGGAGCUUACUUUGUGAUCAAGAAACGACGAGCAAAUAUAACCCGCACGAUUGUAAUCCAGUAUAAUGCUUGAAUUAACCAAAAAACAUUAUUUAAAGAUUUGUCAAAUUGCUAUUGGUGUGAUUAUGUAGAAUGGUAUACUAUGUUACCCUGAGGCAAGAGAUCGAGCUCUAAACC
Raphanus sativus (radish) is the source of this 552-nucleotide messenger RNA. RefSeq lists its product as uncharacterized. Bases 20 to 448 code for a protein of 142 amino acids. NCBI's taxonomy places the organism in Eukaryota, Viridiplantae, Streptophyta, Magnoliopsida, Brassicales, Brassicaceae. The transcript has a single exon. The record is from RefSeq and is a predicted model, not a curated record.